CUUCAUGAGUGACAGCACGAAAAUAGAAACAAUGGAAAGCGCCAAGAAUAUAAAAGCUUCAGAGACUGUAGCAAAAGAGCUUCAAAAAAGUAAUCUCUAUCAAGAAAUUGUCACCGAUCUUAAUAAUCUCGUUCUGGAUCCGAAAGUAUCAGCGGAAGAACUCGAAAGAAAGAUUAAAGCUGUCUUAGAAAACUCAGGAUACAAGCAAAAACUUAGAAACUUAGUCUAUCAUUACAUGUUGAAGAAUUCUGCAAUGAUGGACGGAGGUUGUCAAAUAAGAGAACCUCUAGAUUUCAUACAGAAAGCUCAGAGACCAGUGUCAGAACAGAAGGACAUGGAGGUUAAAUGGACAGAACUUGGAAGCGAGGAAAUGGAUUUGAGUCGAUUCCGUCCUGUUUAUUCACCAAAGGAUUUUUUGGACGUUUUAGUUAACCUAAGGAACCCCAAUCUCUCCAGCAAUGAACAGGGGGCUGCUACUUUGUGGGGAGAAAUUAAAAUACCUCUCAAGGUGAAUAAUCUUCGAAAUUUAAGGUCUGAAUUUGAAGAGCUAGCCAGCAACCUUAGUCAGGUUGGAGUGGACGAUUAUUCAUCGUUUGAUACAGAACAUUGUGUUGCUUUCCUACAAGAAAGGUCCGUACUUGGAAAAAAAGUUCUUCAGACUAACCACGCUCCGUUAGCUAGAGAAUACACCAAACGAGGCUGUCUACAAAGUCAACGAGCAAAUUUUUGGUGCCAAAUUCUAGGAAUUAGUAUACGCAAUGAAGAUAGGCUGAAAUUUGAUCAUUUAAAAUCGUGUGUUUUUCGGCAUGAUUUAAUGAUUGAUAAGCUGAUAUUCAAAGAUAUUCGUCUGACAGCAGCCAACGAUGAUCAGUAUUUUGUGUUCGAAGAUUUACUAUAUCAGAUUUUAUUAGUAUUCUCAAGAGACGUCUCUGUCGUCGAGCAUUUUCGCUUCAGUAGUGCCACUCCACCAAAAGGCUUCCUUAGGGGUCGUUCUGGUCAGGAGGAAGGAUUGGUUGUGUAUCCUCCUAGUGGUAUCAUUCCGUACCACGGUUUUACUAUGUAUGUAACGCCGUUGUGCUACUUGUAUGAAGAUCCUGUGACGCUUUACGGUGUUUUCAAUGAACUCUUUUGCCAUUACCUCUGUCGUCUUCACACUGUUUCAUCACAUCCUCAGGGAAUUCUGUGUCUAUGUCUUCAGUUUGAGAUGUUACUUCACGAGGCUGAUCCACAGCUUAUGUAUCACUGCGCUCAUCACGAUUUACAACCGCUGAAGAUUGCGCAGAAGUGGAUAAUGCGGAUGUUUGCUGGUUAUUUAUCAGUUGACCAAGUACUUUUACUGUGGGAUCGAAUUCUAGCAUAUGAUUCUUUACAACUUCUUCCAGUUCUUGCAGUCGCCGUUAUGUCCUUCCGAAAAAGUAUUUUGUUGACGGCAGAAAAUCAAGUCACAUUGGAGGCUAUGUUGGCGGAUGUGUCUACCAUCAAAGUCGUCCCGUUAUUACAAUGGUUAUUAACUCGAUCAGCGUAGGACUACGUCAUUUCAAACAUCCUGAUUGAUCUAGAA
Molecule: messenger RNA, 1561 nt
Organism: Limulus polyphemus (Atlantic horseshoe crab)
Lineage: Eukaryota; Metazoa; Arthropoda; Merostomata; Xiphosura; Limulidae
Product: TBC1 domain family member 19-like
Exons: 16
Coding region: 5-1525 (506 amino acids)
Source: RefSeq, a predicted model, not a curated record